This is a messenger RNA of Populus nigra (black poplar), 2306 nucleotides long. Its product is annotated as histone acetyltransferase GCN5-like. Gene Ontology annotation, molecular function: histone H3 acetyltransferase activity; protein binding. The transcript is spliced from 13 exons. The record is from RefSeq and is a predicted model, not a curated record. Gene Ontology annotation, cellular component: histone acetyltransferase complex. Bases 156 to 1832 code for a protein of 558 amino acids. Lineage: Eukaryota; Viridiplantae; Streptophyta; Magnoliopsida; Malpighiales; Salicaceae. Gene Ontology annotation, biological process: chromatin remodeling; positive regulation of transcription by RNA polymerase II.
UAUCAACGUCAAGUGUCCGUUCACUACUAACCGUUUUUCUGAAACUCCGCUGCUCUCUCUGUGUCUCCCUCCAAAUGCGGAAGUGAAAAAAAUCCCUAACUUCUCCACUGCAAACCUGAAAACCUAAAUCAUCAAAUUUGAACCGACUCAACUCUAUGGACACUCACUCUCACUUAACUGCACCUAAUCGCUCUCGCAGUUCUCAAUCUCCGUCUCCUUCGCACUCGGCCUCGGUCUCCGCCUCUGCAACCUCUUCCAUCCACAAACGGAAACUCGCCGCGGCUGCGGCGGCGUACGACGACCACUUGCCACCAUUUGCUCCGUCUUCUCUGUCCGCAGACACUCGCGACGGCGCUCUCACCUCCAACGACGACCUUGAGAGCAUCUCCGCUCGCGGCGCCGACUCUGACUCCGAUGACGCUGAAGAUUCCGACACCGUCCUCGACGAUGAAGAGGAAGACUUCGAAAACGAUUCCUCCAUGAGAACGUUCACCACAGCCCGCCUCGAGACCACUAACGCCGCUGGCAGCAGCAGCCGGAACACGAAGAUCAAAAUGGAGAACACGAAUGUCAAGAUUGAAAAUUCUGAUAGCGGGAAGGACGGUGGGCACACAGGGACCGGUGCAGCGGGGCCUGCUGCAGCGGGGAGUUCUGGGCCAGGGAUUGUGGUGAAGGAGGAUUCUGUUAAAAUAUUUACGGAAAAUUUGCAGGCUAGUGGAGCUUAUAGCGCGAGAGAAGAGAGUUUGAAGAGAGAGGAGGAAGCAGGAAAACUCAAGUUUGUGUGUUAUUCAAAUGAUGAUGUUGAUGAGCAUAUGGUUUGGCUGAUAGGAUUGAAGAAUAUAUUUGCGAGGCAAUUGCCUAACAUGCCCAAGGAGUACAUAGUUCGACUUGUGAUGGAUAGAAGCCACAAAUCUGUGAUGAUUAUUAGACGCAAUCAGGUGGUCGGUGGUAUCACUUAUCGUCCAUAUGUCAGUCAGAGGUUUGGGGAGAUAGCUUUUUGUGCAAUCACCGCAGAUGAACAAGUAAAAGGUUAUGGCACGAGAUUGAUGAAUCACUUAAAGCAGCAUGCACGUGAUGUUGAUGGGUUAACACAUUUUCUGACGUAUGCUGACAAUAAUGCUGUUGGUUAUUUUAUCAAGCAGGGUUUCACAAAAGAGAUUUACUUGGAGAAAGAUCGAUGGCAAGGGUAUAUUAAAGACUAUGAUGGAGGUAUCUUAAUGGAAUGCAAGAUUGAUCAAAAACUUCCUUACACUGACUUAUCAACCAUGAUUCGUCGUCAGAGACAGGCAAUUGAUGAAAAGAUAAGAGAGCUAUCCAAUUGUCAUAUCAUCUAUCCUGGAAUUGAUUUUCAAAAGAAAGAAGCUGGUAUUCCCAAGAAAAUCAUCAAAGUCGAGGAUAUUCCUGGCUUGAGGGAGGCUGGGUGGACUCCUGAUCAAUGGGGCCAUUCACGUUUCAGAACAUUAAACACUGCUACGGAUAGUGCCACAAAUCAAAAACAUUUGACCGCAUUUAUGCGCUCACUUUUAAAGUCAAUGCAUGACCAUGUGGAUGCUUGGCCAUUUAAGGAACCAGUUGAUGCUCGUGAUGUCCCUGAUUAUUAUGACAUCAUCAAGGAUCCCAUGGAUCUGAAGACGAUGUCAAAAAGGGUAGAGUCAGAACAAUACUAUGUAACACUUGAGAUGUUCAUUGCUGAUGUUAAGAGGAUGUGUGCCAAUGCACGGACAUACAACUCACCCGAUACCAUUUAUUAUAAGUGUGCAACCAGGUUGGAAGCCCAUUUUCAAAGCAAAGUGCAGUCAGGCAUCCAAUCUGGUACAAAAAUUCUGCCAUGACGUGCUCAAUGAACAGUUCUUAGGAGAUCAAUAUUCACUAAAUUUGCAUUGCGUGGAUUGCAACGAGCACCCUUCUGUGGUUCAUUAUGCAUCUUUAUCAUAGUGCAUGUUUUGAUGCCAAAUCAUGCUUAGUUUCAUUUUUUCCCGUCCUUUUUCAAAUUUUGACCGUCAAUGCCACCCGUUCUAGCAUAUUGCCAGAGGAAAUUUGGAAGAGUGGGUUUGCCUUUGGCAGGUGUCAGGUUCUUGAACUGCAAGACGAACCAAUUAUUUUCUAGAGCCUUUGGUUGGAUGGUCACAACAUUUUACCAAGCUUGGCGGGCGUACAUCCAUCAAUGGUGGGCCUUUUGAUGGUUCAUUGAGACCAAUGUUGCUAUUUUUCAGGGAUGGCAAUGAUGAUGUUACCAUAUUUUUUGUAUUCUAUCCUAUCGUUUCUACCAAAUAACAAUAUACAGCCUGGAAGCUGAUGUUUUCUAA